AUGUAUGCCAGAUUAAUAUUCCUCCUGGCAGCUCUUGCAGGCGCCGCGACCGCCAGUCCCGAUUACCUCCGAGAGAACGACAUCUUCAGCCACAAAGUCUCAGACCGACCAAAAUCAUCCAGACGUGAUCCUGUACAUCCGAGAUCCCCAGUUGGAAAAAUCCCUUAUUUAACGAGUCCUGGUUACAGUCUCUUCGCUCGAGCGCCGGUUCCUUCACACUCGCCAAAACCUUUCACACCUUUUAGAGCUCCCGGUCUGACCUCACGCCCCGACAGAAAAUUAAAACCUCAUUCCCCAAGCCUGAGACAUUUUGCACUAUCAAGCAACGUUUCUAAAAGCCUCUCCGCCACCCACAAGACGAGCAAUUACCCGCGCCCCGCCCACGCUAAUCGUCACCCCCCUGCUCUGGCACACAGAACCCUCCCUCCCCCCUCGCCGCCCGCGAAUCGUGCGCUGGUGGCGGGCUCCCCCCUACCCCGGAGCGCCGAUUCGGAACAAGGAAAACGAGCUGAGAACCAAUACAGCAUUCAGUACACCGUGAGAGAUGAAUCAUCCGGGACCAACUUCGGCCAUCAGGAAGACCGCGAUGGCUACAGGACCCAGGGAUUAUACUACGUCCAGCUUCCCGACAAUCGAGUUCAGAAAGUGACUUAUUACGUCGAUGGAAAAUCCGGCUUCGUGGCUCAUGUUACUUACGAACGGAAAGCACAAUAUUCUACAUAGGCUGACAUGAAUAGUUAUCAAAUUAGCCAUAGUGUUAGUUGGGCUUCCGUGCCUUUUUAAAAGGACCUGUUCUAUUGCAUCUGUCACAAUCUAGUCCAUUGCAAUGUUGCCACAUCCCCCCCCCCCCCCAAUCAUCUUUACUACAGCGUUUAUUUUUGCUAUCAUCACUUUCACUCAUCUGCUCCAUCAUCAUCCCAUCAGCUUACUCCACAUUCUCGAUUCGCCAUGCCAUUUCCUUUUACGUGACGUCGAGAUCAUUUCAGUCCCAUUAUCCAUCGUUCCGAAUACCUCGACUAGUUAUUACUUUCUUCAUACCAAAGAAAAUAAUGCAUAUUCAUAAUCGAUAUAGGUAUCUAAACACACACACACAGGGGCACUGAUAUAAUGCUCAUACAUACAUAGAUACAUACAUACAUACAUGUAUAUACACACAUACACACA
Molecule: messenger RNA, 1164 nt
Organism: Penaeus indicus
Lineage: Eukaryota; Metazoa; Arthropoda; Malacostraca; Decapoda; Penaeidae
Exons: 3
Coding region: 1-723 (240 amino acids)
Cellular component (GO): extracellular matrix
Source: RefSeq, a predicted model, not a curated record